Molecule: messenger RNA, 1973 nt
Organism: Triticum urartu
Lineage: Eukaryota; Viridiplantae; Streptophyta; Magnoliopsida; Poales; Poaceae
Product: putative glycosyltransferase 6
Cellular component (GO): trans-Golgi network; membrane; endosome
Molecular function (GO): galactosyltransferase activity
Source: RefSeq, a predicted model, not a curated record
GAGAAACAAGAUCCAUCCCCUCGACCUCAAUCCGCGGCCCCGCGCUCCCGUUCCACCCUGCCAUUCCCCGGUCCAACCCCAAACCCCAUCCCCCACGCCAUCACCUUUCCCGCCGCUGCCUGCCUGCCUGCUGCCUGCUGCCUCACAGCGCCACGCCCCUCGUUUCGCCUCACACUCCACAGUCCUCACUGGCCUUGCUUUUCCAGCUCUGCUUUUGGGCUUAAAGACACCGCGCGGCCCUCGAGGGAACUCACCGCCACUAUGGCCUCGGAGACCGCGCCGUUCGGCCUCACGGGGACGGCGGGCAAGGCCGGCGCGUCCGCGGCGCACAGGCCGCACGGCCACGUCGUGCUCGCCGCGCGCGUCCACGACGCGCUCGUCUUCGCCGCGGGCGCCGUCGCGGCCGUGCUCCUCCUCCUCUGCUUCUCAUCCCUGCUCGCGCCCGCGCCCGUGCCCAACCUCGUCGCCGGCCCCUCCCUCCCCUUCCCCACCUCCUUCCCGCAGCAGCAGGAGAACGACUCCGAGGAAGGCCUCUACGCCAGGGUCGCCGCACGCCCGCGCACCUUCUACGACGACCCCAAGCUCUCCUACGCCGUGGACCGGCGGGUGGCCGGCUGGGACGCGAAGCGCGCCGAGUGGCUGCGCCUGCACUACCCGCGCGGCCUCCGCGCGCGCCGCGGCCCCGGGGAGCGCGUCCUCAUGCUCUCCGGCUCCCAGUCCUACCCCUGCGCCGGCGACGGCGGCGACCACAUGCUGCUCCGCUUCCUCAAGAACAAGGUCGACUACGCGCGCCUCCACGGGAUCGAGCUGCUCUACAACACGGCGCUGCUGCAGCCCGACAUGGUGGCAUACUGGGCCAAGAUCCCCGUGGUGCGCGCCGCCAUGCUCGCCCACCCGGAGGCCGAGUGGGUCUGGUGGCUCGACGCCGACGCCGUCGUCACCGACAUGGACUUCGCGCCCCCGCUCGCCACCAGGUACAAGGACUACAACCUCGUCGUCCACGGCUGGGACAGGGAGGUGUACGAGGCCAGGUCCUGGGUCGGCCUCAACGCCGGCGUCUUCCUCAUCCGCAACUGCCAGUGGUCGCUCGACUUCAUGGACGCAUGGGCCAGCAUGGGCCCGGCCUCGCCGCAGUACGCGCGAUGGGGCAAGACCCUCAAGGCCACGCUCAGCGACAAGCCCGACGCCGAGUCCGACGACCAGUCGGCGCUGGCAUACCUGCUGCUCAAGAACCCCAAAAAAUGGGGCGCCAGGACCUACCUCGAGAACCAGUACUACUUCCAGGGCUACUGGGCGGAGAUCGUGGACAAGCUCGACGGCGUCGCGGAGCGGUACCGGGCGGCGGAGCGGCGGUUCGGGCCCGCGCUCCGGCGGCGGCACGCGGAGGGGGAGCACGCGCUGUACGCGGCGGCGAGGAACGCGGCCCUGAGGAAGAAGGACGGCGGCGUCCCGGGGCCCGACGGGGGCGGGCAGAAGGCGUCCGCCUGGCGCCGGCCCUUCGUGACGCACUUCACCGGAUGCAACCCCUGCGGCGGCAGGCCCAACGAGAUCUACUCCAACGAGAGCUGCGCCGAGGGGAUGCGGCGCGCGCUCAACCUCGCCGACGACCAGGUGCUCCGCGCCUACGGAUUCCGCCACGCCGGGCCGCUCAAGGACGACGUGCGCCCGCUCGUAGCCUAGUCUUGUCAAACUGAGCGUGCACUUUGGUGGUUGUUACACAAGACAGAAAUAUCGAAUCACCAUUUUGUUAUUUUGUACACUGUUUUAUUAUUAGCGAAAUGAAAAGAUGAUGACAUGACAGGGUUGCUUCCGCUGCAUCUCUGGGCCGCUGUCGCUGUCACUGGAUGUGGCGGUGCAUCCUUGUAGCUUGAUUUUGGGUCCUUGCUUGACCCCCUCUUUUUUUUGUACUUCUUCUUAAACUUCAUCCAAGCAUAUAUAUAGGGAGCACCAAUAAAUCAGUUGUUCAAAAGAAA